This is a messenger RNA of Cordyceps militaris CM01, 2277 nucleotides long. Its product is annotated as arylsulfatase. Gene Ontology annotation, molecular function: arylsulfatase activity. The transcript is spliced from 6 exons. Bases 1 to 2277 code for a protein of 758 amino acids. Lineage: Eukaryota; Fungi; Ascomycota; Sordariomycetes; Hypocreales; Cordycipitaceae. The record is from RefSeq and is a predicted model, not a curated record.
AUGACGCCGCCCAACUUUUUGGUCAUUGUCGCCGACGACUUGGGCUUCAGUGACUGUGGUUGCUUUGGAUCUGAGAUUCAAACACCCAACAUCGACGCACUUUCCCGAGAACAUAAUGCCCUUCGCUUCACAAACUUCCAUGUGGCGGCCGCGUGCUCACCAACUCGGUCGAUGCUUAUGACAGGAACCGAUCACCACAUUGCAGGCCUUGGAGAAUUGGCAGAGUUUACUCGUAGCUCUGCUGCACACCAAGGUCAGCCUGGUCAUGAAGGAUACUUGAAUGAACGCGUCGUCGCUCUUCCAGAGCUUCUUCAGGACGGUGGCUAUCAUACCAUGAUGGCCGGAAAGUGGCAUUUGGGGUUGAAACCCCAGCACUAUCCUGUCCGUCGCGGAUUCGACAAAUCCUUUGCCCUUUUACCUGGCUGUGCAAACCAUUAUGGAUACGAACCACAGUACGAAGAACAGGACCACGCAGAUCGAUUUUUCGAGACGGCUACCCGAGCUUUGCACGUCGAAGGCAGUCAGAUUGCUGAGCUUCCAGACAAUUUUUAUUCUUCGGACGCAUAUGCCUCGAAGCUGAUUGGAUAUCUCUCUGGGCGAGACGAGGCGGAAAUCAAAAAGCCGUUCUUUGCAUAUCUUCCUUUUUCUGCACCUCACUGGCCGCUUCAGGCUCCGAAAGAGGUAGCAGAUAGAUAUCAAGGAAUGUAUCAGAACGGGCCUCAGGCUCUUAAAUCCGAACGUAUUGAGCGUCUGAAGAAGCUUGGUCUUGUUGAUCAGGACGUUGUUUCGCACCCGAUUGUGCGCGUCGGUGAGCAAGAAUCCCAAGAGUGGGAAGACUUGCCUGAAGAGACAAGACAGAGCUCUGCACGAGCGAUGGAGGUGUAUGCAGGCAUGGUAGAUCGCAUGGAUUGGAAUAUCGGACGGGUUGUCAACCAUCUUCGUAAGACGGGAGAAUAUGACAAUACCAUGAUCCUAUUCAUGUCGGAUAACGGAGCUGAAGGCGCUUCUUACGAAGCACAGCCCAUAAUGGGAGACAAGGUUGCUGCCCAUAUUGCCAAAUACUAUGACAAUUCUCUCGAAAACAUCGGUCGAGGGGAUUCAUUUGUAUGGUACGGGGCUCUCUGGGCGCAAGCGGCGACGGCGCCGUCCCGACUGUUCAAGAUGCACUCAACAGAAGGCGGUUGCCGGGUGCCACUGGUCGUAAAGCCCCCAAAGCGUACAGAAGCCUCGGGUUCUCGCAUUACCAAGGCAUACUGCACUGUCAUGGAUAUUGUGCCAACAUUUUUGGAAAUGGCUGGGUUGAGGCACCCAGGGACACAUUACCGGGGCCGAGAGAUUGCCAGCCUGCGAGGGAAAAGCUGGCAACCAUAUUUGCAAUCGCUGCAUCUGGAGAAUGAGGGCAAGAAGCGUUGCAAAGACGAGGAGUUUGACAUCCACGACGAGACAUAUGUGACAGGCUUCGAGAUCGCUGGAUCAGGAGCCUUGAGGCAAGGUCACUGGAAGCUGGUGUUUGUGCCUGCACCACGCGGUCCGCAAAAGUGGGAGUUAUUCCACAUGAAGAAUGACCCUGGCGAGACCAAGAAUCUUUGUUACGCAGAGCCGGCCAAGUUCGCCGAGCUGAUGCGCCUGUGGGAGGAGUACAAGGCGGAAGUUGGCUCUAUUGGCGUGGCAGGCGAGUUUCCCGAGGCAGUACAGGGACAGCGUGUGUCGCUUGAUGACGAGUUUGCCGACCCGUAUAGUUGGAUAAAGUUCAUCGGUCGGCCAAAGCUUGUUCCAGGCCAUCUGAGCCAUAUCCGCCCGGUAAUGGACCCAACAGUGCUUGUGGUAACUAUAGGUAGACUGCUCAUACAAAUUCAAGCCAAUUAUAAUCCUUUCAUCACCGCCAUGGCUUUCUGGACCUUACCUAGUGGCCUCUUAGCCCCCGCCCCGCCAUCGGGCUCAUCAUCGUCGAGUCAAACCAACUCUGUUCCGUCUCUCUCCUCUCGUCAUAUUCAACUCCAUCCGAUCCGCUACGCUCCUCGCUGCUCCUCGAUCCUCGCCGUGUCCCCAGAAUCUUUGCAUGGCAGUUACUUGUCUGCAAAACUUCCUCUACAUCACCAGCGCAUCUGGUGCCGUAAUCGACCUAUAUUCGAAAACCCGGGCGGUGCUCUAUCUCUCGACUGUCCACCCCUUCCUGGCGAGCCUCAAUUCGUUCAUGGACACGGCGCUUCUGGCGACUGGCCACGCUGCGAUCACCGCUCCAGACUCUGGCCUCGUAUGAUCGGGGCCAUAGCCUGA